CUCGGUCCCAGGCAAGUCUCAAGUUUCGUGUUCGGCCAAAGGGAUCAUCCAUUCUACUUCUUCCCUCUCCGUCCAUUCGCUUUCCAAAUGGCGCUCCCUCACUCCCGUCCGCUCUACUGGGGGAGAGCCUCCAUCCGUCCAUCCCUUCCUUCCCUGCCCAUCUCGAGAGCCCGUUCUUCGUCCAACCUCCGCGUCACUUGCUCGGCCGCCUUUCCCCAUCCCAAGUUCCGGAGGCCAUACACGACGGUGCUGAUUGUCCCGACCGGCGUGGGCGCGUCCAUCGGCGGCUUUGCAGGCGACGCGCUGCCCGUCGCCCGCACCCUCGCCUCCGUCGCCGACUGCGUCAUCUCCCAUCCCAACCAUGGCAGGUGUUAAAUGCGGCAAUGCUUUAUUGGCCAAUGCCAAAUGUUCUUUACGUUGAGGGAUAUGCACUUGACAGGUUUGCAGAAGGAUCUUGGGCUCUACAACCUGUCCACCAAAAUAAGGUAGGUUUGGUACUCGAUGCCGGAAUGGAGGAAGAGCUCAGAAUUCGCCAUUUGCAGGUUGCAGAUGCUACAAGAGCUUCCUUAGGCUUGCCUAUUGUGGAAUAUAUGGUUACAGAUGCUCCUUUGAAGGUUGAGACAUGGAUUGAUCCAAAAUGUGGGAAAUCAACAGGAAGGAUCAAGCACCCUGAUUCAUUAUUAAGAGCUGUACAAACGUUAGUUAGCCAUUCACACAUCAAUGCAGUUGCAGUUGUGGGGCGCUUUCCAGAUGACGAUAUGGAAGACAUGGAAGACUAUAGACUUGGGAAAGGGGUAGAUUCAUUGGCAGGAGUUGAGGCAAUUAUCAGCCAUCUUGUUGUGAAGGAGUUCCAGAUCCCCUGUGCUCAUGCACCUGCAGUAUCACCUAUCCCUCUUAGGACGUUACUGUCUCCAAGAUCUGCUGCUGAAGAGCUUGGGUAUACCUUUCUUCCCUGUGUGCUUGCUGGUUUAAGUUGUGCACCCCAGUAUGUGACAAAGAAACAUGGAUCCUUGGACAGUGAUUGUAUAGCGGCUAGUAAUGUUGACAGUGUAAUGCUUCCUGCUGAUGCUUGUGGAGGGGAUGGUGCUCUUGCUUUUGCAAGAAGCAUGACAAACAAUAAGCCUCUGAUAAUUGCUGUUCAGGAGAAUGAGACAGUGCUCGACGAUACACCUGAGAAGUUUGGGAUUGAAGUGGUGAAGGUCCUAAAUUAUUGGGAAGCUAUCGGGGUUAUUGCAGCUCACAAGGCAGGUGUCAAUCCAAAAGCCCUCAAAAGAGAAGGAAUCAAUAAUGUCAGAUGCCUUUCAAUGUCAUCCUCUAAUGAUCGUAAAGCUUCUUUGCCCUCUGCAUUGCAUGAUCGAGUUUAUUCAUUGUAAAUUUUUGACAGUUCAUUCGAAUAUAUUUAUUUAUCAGUGAAAUAGUUAGUAAUGCGGUUCCAUACUUAUCGAGUUCUAUUGAAAUUUGAUACGCUUGAUGAGUACAAGAUUUACC
This is a messenger RNA of Elaeis guineensis (African oil palm), 1488 nucleotides long. Lineage: Eukaryota; Viridiplantae; Streptophyta; Magnoliopsida; Arecales; Arecaceae. The record is from RefSeq and is a predicted model, not a curated record.